Molecule: messenger RNA, 513 nt
Organism: Gongylonema pulchrum
Lineage: Eukaryota; Metazoa; Nematoda; Chromadorea; Rhabditida; Gongylonematidae
Source: the annotation of a GenBank genome assembly
AUGCCAAAAAUAGCUGGUCCGGAAAAGGCUGCUCGACAGCUCAAAAACACUCUUGAGAAACUUCAUCGGCGAUUGUAUCAGGAAGAAUUCAGCGUUAUUGCACUACGCAAAAAUAUGGAAUUCAUGCCUCUGGACAUCGAUUACGAUAUACAUUGUAAAAAGAGGAUGCUGGAAAGCAGUGUCCAGGAUGCAUUUCUCAGAUUUAUGGCUUCACUAAUGCAUGGAUACACUACGUAUCUCAGGCCAAUUCGCUGUGCUCCUCGAUGUGUUGGGGCCACGGAUACUGGGUCACUUUUCGAUCUGGAUGCUUUCCUUCGUUCGCGUGACAAGUCGUCUUUCGAAUUUUUCAAACGCUUCAGUGAGACGCAGUCGUUCAAUCGUUUUAUCGAAGAGCGAUCAUUUGUUUCGGAUAAAAAUGCAUACAACGCCUUUUUUGAUGAAUGCAUCGCAAAAAUAUCUCAAAGCGGUCACUUUUUUAUCAUAAUUUUGGGACUAGCUUUUGAUUUCCGUUAA